UUUAAGUUGUGACGUGACGACAAAACAGGUGGCACAAAUUGCACGUAUAUUUACUGUAUUUUAUUUUAUUUAAAAGCGAAAAGUAUAUUCUGUACUUGAAGAAAAUUAUUUAUUAACAUAAACACUUCUGUACUUUGUUUAAUUCAUAGUAAUUCAUAAUUGCUAAUCAAGCCUUCCACAAAACUUACGGGAUAAUACUCACCACAAACGGUUCGAAAGUCCAGUCGUCAAAAUUGAGGAUUUAGUUAAAAUUCUAUUUUCAGCUAUGAAACCAAUCACCAAUAACAGGACGACGUCAGAAGUUGUCGAUCUUAGUCGAACAAAUCGACACAAUAUGACGUUGCGGUCGAGAGAGGGGAGCAGUUAUGUAUCUUUUAGCUCGGAAAAAGCACGACGACACAACUCUGACGCCAUGACGAAAGCCUUACAGAAUCCGUUGAUUCUCGACAUUAUAUUCGCCCAACUUAAUCUCAAUGACUUGAAGUCAUCCCGCCUCGUCUGCCGCGACUGGGCCGACGUCGGUGCCCCUCUCCUCGUAAAACGGUCCCGUCUCCUCGCCAACUUUCUUUACCGUGUCGAAAACUCUAAGUUACGCCAGGGGAUCGUGACCCCCCUGAGUGACGAGCUCCUCCGCCAUCUCGUCAUCUCCGAUAAAUUCGACCCGUCCGUCCCGAAAGGGAAACAGGCCUCCGUGAUCACCAAAGUGUUCACCGACGUUGCCAACGUGUCCCGCUCCACUCGCCAAGUUACGCUUUCCGUCACCCAGCCGAAACUUGUCCUCGCCUUUUUCAAAGGGAUACGAUCCCUCAAGUCGACAAACAUCCAGCACGUGUCCAUAACUUCGGUCGACAUCGCCGCCAAACGCGCCAUCGUGGACAACAUUCCGAGCUUUCUGACACGUCUCAAACUCCCAUUUCAAGCUGGUUUGACCUCUCUGCAGUUCAAAGUUUUUGGAUACAUUGGCGGAAUAAAGUAUGCCUUGCACGCGUUUGAGCCCCUGUUCCAAACUUUGAUCGACUCCGCACCGAAUCUGGCCAGGCUGGACGUUUCUGGAGCCUUCUAUCCGAAUUUGGAGGCGUGCAAGAACCUCAAAGUGCUAAAAUUUGUGUUCGAAAAGUGUGCCCAUGACACGUGUCAGGUCAGGUUGACCGGUGUGACGAGAAUGCUGACUCAGGUUAAGGAUUCCGUGGUCGAGCUGGACUUGGCCUACAGAGCUGCUAAAGCUGAAAGGAUACAGAGGGUACGGAACAAUGCUGAUCACAUGAUGUCGAAACUCGUCACGCUCAAUAUCCACGGCGCAUUUGCGUACCCUAUUAGCAACUUUUUUGACGAGGUCCACCUCCCCCAACUGAAAAACGUCUCGUUCAACGAACAGAUUAAGGGGUGCGAGCUGCGCGCCUUUCUGAAGUUGUGGGGGCCACACGAAGGUGUUCAAUCUCUCUCGGUAAAUUUGGGUUAUCGCUGGAUGAAGGACCGCUUUGCGAAGAAAAUGGUGCGAAAGUUCCCAUCCGUCAAGAAAUUCGAGUUAUCAACGGACCUCUGCAAGAAUAAGUACGUCCCCCAGCUGAACGAAAUGAUGGAGCCGUUCAAAACGUGGGAUUUGGAGGAGUCCAACGUGGUCAUAAACUUGGUGGAUGAAUGUUCCGUUUUGGUCGCGGUGCUGAAAAAUAUGGCGGUUUGGAAAGGUGCUAAAAACGUCCACUUUGAGGAGGUUGGGUUACGUGAGGACGAUUUGUCUGGUUCAAUUCAAGACGUAAUCGCGCAUGGGAGAGGAUUUAAGAGUGUGGAAAUCUCGGGGGUUGAGGAUCCGGCAAUCGUGGAGAAAAUGCAAGCCAUCUUUAAAGAGAGUGGUGCCCCAAUUCAUUUCAUGGAAAGCUACUAAAUUAGUUAAUUAUGUAGUAUAGUUAUCAAAUUAAGGAAGUUAAUAAUUAAUUUUGGAGUAGCACUUAGGUUUAAAUUGAAGGAAAUGUAUGUGCAGACGCGUAAAAUUAGUUUCCAGAUUUCAGAUAACGUCGUCAUUAAUAGUUUGUAUUUUUAUACCUUGAUAGCUUCUUUACUACGUAUGCUCAACUUUCGAGCGUUAUCGUGAGUCGAUUUCGAUUCAAAAUUUUCCUCACGUUAAACCUGUUGAAUUCAAUUUCUAAUAAAAUUAGGAAUAUUUAUGAUAUGUAUUAAAUAAUUUUAAUAUUAAAUUAAAUGUAUUCCAUACGUAUCUAUUUAUCUGCAUAGGUUAAUCAAAUUGUAAAAGUGAGAAUAGCCAAUAUAAUGUCAUGUUUUAUUAAAUUGUUUUUUAAUGUUAUUAGAAUAUCUGAAAAUACUCAACAAUUUUAUUUUAAAUAGAAUAAGCGAACAAAUAAUAUUUAAAUCUUUGAGCUCAGAAUUUCCAGUAAAUUUCAGAAACUUUAUAGACAAAUAAAAAUUUAUAAUGUUGUAUUUCCGGGUACGAGAGACAAUCGGUACGGUAACACGCGACCGGGUAAAUAUUACCUAUAUUCACCGUGCAUUUGAACUAAAUUAUCGUAUUAAAUGUAUGCAUCCAUAAAAUAUGAAUUUACUAAAGCGUGGGAAAUCUACAAUUUUCCUACCUUACUUAGAGUAACCCUCAUUAACUAAUAUGAGUCUGGAUAUGUAUGUAAAUAUGCUGCUAGCAAAUGCGAUUACGUUAAUGGAAAUACACAGUUCACUAUAUACAUAUUUAUUCACAAAACUUAUGAUUUGUUUAACACUCGAAUAUGCAGCAUGUAGCAAAUAUGUAGAGGUAAUGUAGAGGUAUUAUGUAGUAAAUAUGUGUAGGUUUAAACUAGAGAUCAUUAGCAAUAAAGAUCUUGACCACUUGUUCA
Messenger RNA from Folsomia candida, 2840 nucleotides. RefSeq lists its product as uncharacterized. The record is from RefSeq and is a predicted model, not a curated record. Lineage: Eukaryota; Metazoa; Arthropoda; Collembola; Entomobryomorpha; Isotomidae. The transcript has 8 exons. Bases 266 to 1882 code for a protein of 538 amino acids.